Messenger RNA from Saccharomyces kudriavzevii IFO 1802, 804 nucleotides. RefSeq names its product Add66p (gene ADD66). Gene Ontology annotation, biological process: proteasome assembly. The transcript has a single exon. The coding region runs from base 1 to 804 and encodes 267 amino acids. Gene Ontology annotation, cellular component: nucleus; cytosol. The record is from RefSeq and is a predicted model, not a curated record. NCBI's taxonomy places the organism in Eukaryota, Fungi, Ascomycota, Saccharomycetes, Saccharomycetales, Saccharomycetaceae.
AUGAGUUACUUGAUUUUGCCCUUGGUGAGUGUUGGGAAUAUACCGCAGUUGAGUGUCGACUGGCUGCUCAAUUCGCAGUCGAAUGAGUGGGAAUAUCUGGAGGCGUUAGAUUCCAAGUAUCUAGUGGAAUUCGUGGGACCGCUAGAUAGGCCAGAGGAUGGUAGCAAGUCCCUCUAUCCAGACGUUGAAAUGAAGUAUAGUAGCGCUCUGGAGGUUUUUUACAACAAGAAACGAGGAAUUUAUGCCAUACAACAACGAACACCUCUGGUGUCGGGAAACUAUUUGAAUAAUUUCAUCGUAGAGGUCAUUGUGCCACUCUUGAGCAAGUAUAAUGUGUCGGAGUUAUGCAUCUGGGACUCUUUAAGUGCGAUGGAGGACGAAAACGGUGUGAUAGUGCACCCAGACGAGAUAUUUUCGCUGGGUGAAUUUCAUUUCGACGAUGAGGCCGAUCUCCUUUCAAAGCUCCAUCUCGACGAUCAAGGGUCAAUGGUCAACAAUUGGUUGAGGUUUACUCCAGCGAGUUUCCAAGACAAGAUAUCUAUCGAUCAGCCGAUUUUCAAGAUUCUUUUCCAAAUACUGAAUGCUGUACAAAGAUGCUGUACUCUUCACAGCAUCAAGUACUGUAACUGUUUAGCCAAUGAAGGAGACAACUCGUUGGAUUCGCAACAGUUCCUGCAAUGGAUAAUUUCUCAAAGGGUUGUCAAAAGCCUACCAACAAUAAAGAAAUUUGUUAGGCCCUUGUCAUGGAAAGGUGUGUACGGAGUAGCAGAUACCAGAGAUAAAUUUAAAGAUUUGUACAGUUGA